AUGAGCCGUCGAGAGUCCGACGACCUGUCCAACUACAGCUACGGUGGGGGAGAUAGGCGCCGAGGAAGCGGUGGGAGAGGAGAUUAUGAUCGCUUCGGUGGAUGCCGUGGUAUCUUUGCCUGGGAAGACGAGCCGGAUCCGACUUGGAAGAAUGCAGUGGAAACGCACGGGGGUGGAGUGCCCAAGUUUGCGACAAAGGGCGAAUGCGAAGAGUUUGUUCAGAAGCAUUGCGCGCCGGGGUCGAACCCGGACUUUCGCAACCUCCAACACAUCUUCACGAUGCUUGUCACGUGGAGGCAGAUUGAAGACAUCUUGCUCCCAGCCAUGUCGUUUGUCGACGAAAAGUACCCGUUUACGCCAUUGACGGACCCGGACGUUCGCGAUGACAACCGGUUCAUCGGCACCGACGUCGAGAAAGGGAUCGCGUGGCGCAUGGAUUUGCCGUUCCAUCGAUGCACGAACCGCGAAUCCACCAUGCACACCCUCAUGUACUUGUUUUUCCACAUGCGCUGCGGCAUCUUUGUCAUGAUUCGAGCCGGGCGCGUCGUGCUCUUUGUUCCGUUUGCAAACAAAGACUACGAGAACAACUGGGCCGAUUUUUUGAAAUUUGACAGCGACGACGGAUCGUUUGACUCGUACUACCUCGAAAAGCGCAACCAUUAUCGCCGCGAAAACAUCAUUCGAGAUGUGCGGAAAUGGUGGGCCAACGGCAACAUCAUCUGCAACGAGCACUGCAAGGACUCGCGCCGCCAAGACGAAACGCAGUACUGGGGCGACCAGUUCCUGUCGCAGCUCCGAGACAUGUUGGACGAUGCAUGCAAGCACCGCCACAUCCCCGACUGCGAGUUUUUCAUCAACAAGCGAGAUUACCCCCAUUUGAAGAACAACCUGUCCGAGCCGUACGGGUUUCUCUUUGACCGGAAUGACAAGGAUCCGUCGGACGACUUGCCCCUGACGCAGUACAAGUUUCCGUCGUACGCGCCCAUCAUGAGCUUUUACAUUUCGAAUCGCUUUGCCGAUAUUCCGUUCCCGUGCUCGGAAGACUGGGAAGCUGCGACGGGCCUCGUAUUCCCGCCAUCGUUCAUCCACACGCAUUGCAACAAGUGUGACUGCGGCGACGACCGGUACUGUCGCAACAACUUUGAGUGCUUUUGCGACGGCGAUCGAAAAUACCAUGGCAUUGCCUCGGUCCGCGAUCUCUUUACAGCGUCCAACUUUAAAAAGUUUGACAAGCCAUGGGAGGAAAAGGUCGACACGGCGUUUUUCCGCGGCACAGCCACGGGCGGCGGCACGACCAAGGAGACCAACCAGCGUCUCCACUUGGCGUACCUGUCCAACUUGUGGAAGAAAGAGCCCGAGUUUCAUCACAUGGUCCACCCGGUGCCGUACUUGGAUGCAGAGAUCACGGCAUGGAACCUCCGCGACAAAAAGAUCGCCGGCCACCCCAUGACGUUUCUACGAAAGGACAAGUUCAAAGGGCGUGGCGAGUUCACGGCCGGGAAAGAGCACUACAUCCCCAUGUACGAGCAAUCCAAGUUCAAGUACAUUUUGUACGUCGAGGGCCACUGCGCCGCGAACCGGUACGCGUUCUUGAUGCGCUUGGGCAGCGUCAUCUUGAAAGUGUCAUCCAAGUGCGUCGCCGAUGAAAUGUGGUACACGCCGCUGCUCGUGCCGAUGGAGGACCAUGUCCCCAUUCAACAAGACCUGUCGGACUUGGCGGAGAAAAUCGAGUGGUGUCGAGCACAUGACGAUGAAUGCCGGGCGAUGGCUGCUCGAGCCAAGGAAAAGUACGAACAGUACGUGUCCAAGCAAGGCAUUUACGACUACAUGGAACUCAUCACGACGCACGUCGCCCAGCGCUUCGUGCCCGAGCCGACACACUGGGGGUAUACCCGCCCCGAGUCACAUUUGGAAAAGGACCCGCGCAAGCCAUCGUUUCAGCCCGAUCGCAACCAUUCGUGCGUCGGAGGAAAAACCUCGAGAUUUUGCACGGGUUGCGAAGAGAACGAGGCGCUGCACGCCGUGCUCAAGCGAAAGCUCGAGGAAAGCGACGCCAUGUACAACCACCGCCCCAAGUCGUAUCACUCGUACCAUCCACCCCGACUCCACUCUGGCGGCGCAUCGCGCCCACCACCCGAGAAGACAUGCCGAAAAUGCCGUCGCAAGAUCUCGUCCUGUUACUGCAAGAAGGAUGACAACUAG
Aphanomyces invadans is the source of this 2202-nucleotide messenger RNA. RefSeq lists its product as hypothetical. The record is from RefSeq and is a predicted model, not a curated record. Bases 1 to 2202 code for a protein of 733 amino acids. Lineage: Eukaryota; Oomycota; Saprolegniomycetes; Saprolegniales; Verrucalvaceae. The transcript has 11 exons.